AUGAUUGGAUUUGGUUUAAAAGUGCGAACUGGCAUUAACAUAUUGUGCACUUCUGUCACCGAAUUGAAUGAUUUUAAAAUCACAGAUAGUGAAUGGCAAAUACUCGAAAAAAUACAUAAGUUUCUAAUAAACUUUAAACUUCUAUCAACGAAACUUGGUGGAGAAAAAUAUGUUACAUUACCGCUAGUCAUUGUAUCAUUCAAUCUCUUGCUCGAUAAAAUUGAAUUCAUAGUAAAACAAUUAGAUGAGAAACCUAAUCGAUCCGAAGUGGAUGAAAGGCUCAUUCUGGGUUUUCAAGCAGCUCGAGACAAAAAGCUUAAACAUUAUAAAAAGAGCAACUGGAUAUAUUGUACCUCUUUAAUUUUAGACCCAAGGCAUAAGACUCAGAAUUUUGACGUGACAUUAUGGGGGAAGCAAAUUAAAACAGAAAGCCUGCGCAAAUUGAAUGAACUUUAUAAAGAAUAUAAAAGUCUACACUCAGUGAAUACAUCUCUAGAAUCACCAAGAAAUGAAAAGAAAGAAUGUGAAUAUGAUGAAGAUGAAGACGUAAUAGACUUUGAGAAAUUGUAUGUCCCUCGAAGUCAUCUGGAUUUGGAUCUUUUCAUCAAGGCUUAUUUAUAA
Messenger RNA from Parnassius apollo (apollo), 621 nucleotides. The record is from the annotation of a GenBank genome assembly. NCBI's taxonomy places the organism in Eukaryota, Metazoa, Arthropoda, Insecta, Lepidoptera, Papilionidae.